Messenger RNA from Pseudonaja textilis, 556 nucleotides. The record is from RefSeq and is a predicted model, not a curated record. Lineage: Eukaryota; Metazoa; Chordata; Lepidosauria; Squamata; Elapidae.
AUGGCAAUGGAAACACUAAGUGCAGCAAACACAAGCUUUGCUGUUGAUUUUUUCAAGCAUUUGUGCAAGACUCAAACCAACACAAAUGUACUGUUUUCACCAUGGAGUAUUUCAUCAGUUAUGGCUGCUCUCUACUUUGGGGCUAAAGGCCACACUGCAGAGCAAAUCGCAAAGGUGUUUCAUUUUAAUAAAGCUGGAAGAACUGAGAUUGCCUAUCCUCUGAGGCACCCACGAGUAUAUUCCAAAAUGGAGGAGCUUUUGAAAAACCCAUGCAUCUCCCUUACAAAGCCUUCCCCUGAAAUACAAAGUAACAUCCAUUCAAGAUUCCAAGCCCUAAAUCAAGAAAUCAACAAAUCCACCAAAAAUGUUCUGCUAAGUAAUGUCAAUCAAAUAUAUGGGGAUAAAUCAGUGUCUUUUCAAAGAGACUUCUCAGAAUCAAUGAAGAAAUAUUAUAAAGUUGAGCCACGAACAGUAAACUUUCAAGAAACUGCAGACGAUGCAAGAAAGGAGAUCAAUGCAUGGGUUGAACAGCAGACAGCAGGUAAAAUCCUCAGCC